CAGCUGUUCGCACCUGAAUUCUUUGGCCCACCAAGCAGACAGCCACAUGCCUUACAUAAUAUUCCAUGCCAAGCCUGAAGCUCGGCCUUUGACGAAAUCCAUCGUACGAGAGCACAUCCCGAGCUUGCACCACGAACAAACCGAGCUCUGCCGACCGCAAUUCCUAACUAUCAUCGCCAAUUCACGAUACCACCACCAUACCAAUGGCUUCGAUCAUUGCGCGCCGAGCUUUCAGCACUACCGCCCGCCGCUUGACGUCCGGCGAGGAGGCGCUGAAGACCGAGUCGAAGAAGAACCCUGAGAUCAUGAUUCUCGGUGGUGUGGUGCUUGCCGCCCUGACCGGUGCCGGAUUCUACUUUGGCCGCAGCCCGACCUCGUCGACCUCCGAGAGCCGUGUUCCUCUCGCCAAGAACAGCAUGCCUUGGGAAACCGACUCGACUCACGGCAAGUACCAGUAUCACCCGGGCGCUGAUGACAACGCUCCGCCAAAAGACGCCCCCAGCGCCGUCAACGUCGUCGUCAUCCCCGACGUUGAGCUUCCCAAGAGACUCCACGACAAGUACAACAAGUGGGGCAAGGAUGGCUACUAGAUCUCUUUUCCACUCGGACAGAGGGACAUACAUGGCGGAAUAUCCCUGUCGUAUUGCAUCUCGGGGGGGAGGAAGUAGGUUGUAUGUAGAGGAUAGGUCUGGGUCGCUCCGAAUAUAGGGCUUGUAUGAGUCUCGAACCACGACCCUUUCCGCUGUCUUUCAUGGUCGAGGACACAGAACAUCCGAGGGACGGUGCCCAGCGCCUCGGUCCCAUUUGCCCUUAUUCG
This is a messenger RNA of Thermothelomyces thermophilus ATCC 42464, 817 nucleotides long. RefSeq lists its product as uncharacterized. Bases 204 to 590 code for a protein of 128 amino acids. The transcript is spliced from 4 exons. The record is from RefSeq and is a predicted model, not a curated record. NCBI's taxonomy places the organism in Eukaryota, Fungi, Ascomycota, Sordariomycetes, Sordariales, Chaetomiaceae.